UCUAGCUUGACUUUUCUUUCCCGUGGAUUUGUUUGCCCUUUUGACUCCACUCGCUACGAUGCCGACCCUCGAGCCUGCGACUGAUCUUGACUCUAACGUCUGGUAUCAGCUCUCCGAGUUGGCUGUUGAUGAUAAUGAUGGGGACUUCAAGUCUAUGCUUCAACCUACCGCGCCAGGAGGUGAUUUGAGAGUCGGGGCCGCUAACAAGCAGUCAUACUGGCAGUUCCAAAAGAUAGGAAACAAGCCCGGCCGCUACCAACUCCGCUGCUCAGACACGACCGUCAAAAAACAACUGUCCGUAUGCUACCGCCCGGAGGUCAUCAACGAGAAACUCCGCACAAGACCAUGCUUGAUGCCCAUUGAAGACAGCGAAAUGCAACAAUGGGAUAUCUCGCUAUGGGAUUCUGAUACAUAUCGGUUGACGAAUGUCAAGAACGGCACGAAAUGGAACUUGGACUGUAUUCCUAAUGGACCGGUUAUCUUAAGCUCUGACCUUGAGGGGGAACAACCGCGGCAGCAUUGGUUGAUGAGUAGUGUUGGGCAGGUGAAUAAUGAGAUGUACUCUACGGUAUACACCGCGCCGCCUAAAUCAACAGGUGAAGGCACCGCUACAGCUGGCACAACAGGUUCCGACUCAACAGCUGCCACUGCUACCUCAGACUCAAGUAGCGACCCCAGCAACAACAGCAGCGAGAGUAAUGACAGUAGCAGUGGCAGCAGCGGUCUCUCAACCGGCGCAGUCGCUGGCAUAUCCGUCGGCGUCACCCUAGGCGUCGUCGCACUCGCACUCGCAGCAUUCUUCUUCUGGCGCCGCAACAAGCGCAAGUAUCAAGUCGCCGGUACUGGCUCACCAGACUCUCCCGGAAAGCCUGACAGUUCUCCAAUGGCUGUGUCGCCUAACCCCGCGUACAGCUCUGUUUACUCAGCUGAGAAGAACAAUGCUUUCCCCGCGGCUGAGAUGAUGCAUGAGCAGAGACCUGUUGAAUUGUCGACUGGUCAGCAUCAGAGACAUGAGCUCGCAUAG
Molecule: messenger RNA, 1024 nt
Organism: Fusarium oxysporum Fo47
Lineage: Eukaryota; Fungi; Ascomycota; Sordariomycetes; Hypocreales; Nectriaceae
Exons: 3
Coding region: 59-1024 (321 amino acids)
Source: RefSeq, a predicted model, not a curated record